AUGUCUCAAGAGAAAGCUGAAGAUCAUGCGAGCGUGUCAACAUCUAGUGGUGGAGAUGCCGGGCACUCGACUGUGAAGCGCGAGUCAGGCUUCCUGGGCGCCAUGCGCAGCUUUGAGGCCAAGAUGGAUGCAAAAUUCGGCAUCGAAAGCGAUGCCAUUACCAGGAAGUUGCCAGAGGAGAAGGGUCAUGUACCCUGGCACCACCAGAUGAGCAUGUUCUUCUUAUGGGCUAGCGGAACAAUGAACACUUCUUGUUUCGCAACGGGAUUCCUUGGUUGGGAGUUUGGUCUGACGCUCCGCCAGUCUAUCGUCAUCAUCAUCUUUGCCUCCAUCCUUGGUGGUGCGGCGACAGGCUUCGCAGCAACCUUCGGUGCACCAACUGGUCUGCGUCAGAUUUCCGUUAGCAGAUAUGCUUUCGGAUGGUGGCCAAACAAGGUCAUUGCAGCCCUGAACACCAUCGUGCAGAUUGGCUGGGCGGCCGUCGCCUGCAUCACAGGUGGUCUGGCACUGACAGCUGUCGCCGACGGACACAUCUCCCUCAUUGUCGGCAUCGUCAUCCUGGCAGUGGUAGCUACACUAAUCUCGUUCGUUGGUCUCAAGGCUAUCCUUGUGUACGAGCGCUACGCCUGGGUCAUCUUCUUCAUAAUCUUCAUUAUCUUCUUCGCCGAGACUGCGAAAUACGCAGACAACUCUCCUACGCCAUCUGUUCAUGGCUUGGACCUGAGCGGCGCGGUACUCAGCCUAAUCGCUAUCGUAUAUGGCAGCUCCGCGUCCUGGCAGACCAUGGCGAGUGACUACUACGUACACUACUCUGUCAACGUCAACCGGUGGAGAGUUUUCCUCAUGACGACAUUCGGUAUCUCGAUUCCGACGUCCAUCGGCAUGAUUGCAGGUGCAGUCGUCUCAUCCGGUAUGAACAACCGCACCGACUGGAAAGACACCUACGAAAACGACGGCCUUGGUUUCCUAAUCCAGACCAUGCUGUACCCACGGGGCUUCGCCAAACUCAUCCUCACCCUCCUCGUCCUCUCCGGAAUCAAUGUAAACGUCAUCUCCAUCUACAGCGCCGCCAUCUCGUGCCAGCAAUUCUCGCGCCCCUUCGCGCGCGUACCCCGCUUCAUAUGGGUGCUCUUCUGCUUCGCAGCGAUCCUGGGUCUCGCCAUCGGCGGGCGCGAACAGCUGUCCGUUUACCUGCAGAACUUCCUCAGCCUGCUUGGUUACUGGAGUACGCAGUACUUUAUCAUCUUGUUCAGCGAGCACGUCAUUUUCCGGCGUAUGAAUUUCGAGAAUUACGACUUGCAUGCAUGGAAUGAUCCGAGUCGGCUGCCGCUGGGUAUUGCUGCAGGUGUUGCGUUUACGGUGGGCAUUGUGGCGUGGAUUAUGGGUAUGGUUGAGACGUGGUAUGUUGGUCCGUUGGGAAAGCUGAUUGGUGCUGAUGGAGGUGAUAUUGCGAAUGAGUUUACAUUUGUGGUGACGGGAUUGAUCUACAUACCUGCGAGGUUCUUGGAGAAGAAGAUGGUUGGAAGGUAGACCAGCAGAACGAUUGGAUAGAGGCAAAUUCGCAAUACGAAACCAGC
Macroventuria anomochaeta is the source of this 1577-nucleotide messenger RNA. RefSeq lists its product as uncharacterized. The coding region runs from base 1 to 1530 and encodes 509 amino acids. The transcript is spliced from 4 exons. NCBI's taxonomy places the organism in Eukaryota, Fungi, Ascomycota, Dothideomycetes, Pleosporales, Didymellaceae. Gene Ontology annotation, cellular component: fungal-type vacuole membrane; plasma membrane. The record is from RefSeq and is a predicted model, not a curated record. Gene Ontology annotation, molecular function: transmembrane transporter activity. Gene Ontology annotation, biological process: transmembrane transport.